Molecule: messenger RNA, 5778 nt
Organism: Triplophysa rosa
Lineage: Eukaryota; Metazoa; Chordata; Actinopteri; Cypriniformes; Nemacheilidae
Product: peripheral-type benzodiazepine receptor-associated protein 1-like
Exons: 24
Biological process (GO): neuromuscular synaptic transmission
Molecular function (GO): protein binding
Source: RefSeq, a predicted model, not a curated record
UCCAAGAAGGGCCCGACCAAACGCGCCUGCUGCGGGUCCCGACCCGGUUCGGGUCCCGAUCUGUUGCGGGAUGUGGAGCGCCUCCGAGCCGCGUUAAGCGUGGAGCGCAGUCGUAACCAGCAGACCCACCGGCGCUUCUCUCUGGAGCUGCGUAAGCAGCGCGAGGAGGCUCGGCAGGAGCGAGAGCGAGCGCUGAGGGAGCUGACGUACCGUCUCGAGCAGCAGAAAGCGCUGGAGUUGUUGCGGCAGCAGGAAAGGUUGGGCCGCGAGCGAGCAGCGGAGGUCCGGCGUCUGUUGCGCUGGCGGGGUCAAGAGAAGCAGAAACAGACCCAAGAGCUCCAGCGUCAACUGGCGAAGGAGAAUACUGGGACCUGUAGUUCAAAGGUGUCCGCCAGAGAGUUUGGAUGUAAAGGUAAUGGGGCGACGUACCGGAAACUCGAGGAAUUGUUGAAGACGCUGUUUGCGCAAGCAGAUGGACGGCAGGUCGAGAUGCUUCAACGGCUCCAGCAAGAAGUGGACUUAGAGAAAAGCUACUUUCUGUGCCACUUGCUCGAAGCCCACGUUUGCCCUGUCCGGGAGGAUAAUGACGUCCAAACAGGGUGCGUUAUAAACCGAACCAGGCCGAGGUCAAAGAGCUGCAUGCACCUGCUGAGCGGCGUCCCAGAAUCUUCAGGCAAAGGAAAGCUAGGUCUGUUUCGCUCUCGCUCCCUGUCCCAGACGCCUCCGAGUGCUUCUCCUCAGCUUAUGAAGAAGGACUCUGAAACGCCUCCUCUCAGCUCCUCUGCAACAGAAGAGGAAUCAUGUCAAGCAGAUGUUUCAGGAGAUAAACCUCAGCCAUGUUCGUCGGAUGAAGAAAAGGACCUUCAGACUCCCAGCCUGUUGGAGAAGCUGAGGAGCUCGCCGUCCAGAUGUUCAGAGGACAAUAUGGAUAUGAGCGGCAGGGAUUAUGGUUUUCUCGUGCGGCAGAACUCGGAGCUUCUACGAGCUCUGGAGGAGACGGAGAAGACCUGCAACAACCUCAGAGAGGAGAACAAGAUCCUGAGGAAGAGCAGUUCUCCAGAGACAGAGGAGAAGGUGAAGCGCUUGAGAAAGAAGAACACAGAACUCGCCAUCAUCGCCAAGCGUCUGGAAGAGAGAGCUCGCAAACUGCAGGAGGCCAACCUGAAAGUGGUAAAUUCCCCCAUGCCUGUGAGAGCGGGUGCAGUGGAGCAGUACAAGCGUGCGUUUGCCCGUCAGAGAGCCAGAGACCUGGCGCAGCACGCUGACACGCUUCUAUGUAAAGACAAACAGAUCGCAUCACUGCAGCUCGACUGCAGACGACUGGAAGCGCGACUGCGGCCGGGGAAGGUGCUCGACACACACAACACAGGUCCUGUGGGAGUGAGUGACUUUGAGCGCCUCCUGAAGGAGUCUCAGAAGGAGGUGUUGCGUCUGCAGAGGCAGUUGUCUGUCACCUCCAGCAGAGAUCAGAGCAGUGCGACAGGUGAAACCCCUCCAGACAGUCAGGACAAAGGGGUCGAGGUCGCGUUUAAAACCCCACCGACAGUUGUAGAUGAGGACCCUAUUGAGGGGGAGGAGACUCCUGGUGAGGAGGCGGAGUCAGUGAAACCAGAACAGGACUCAAGCCCCGCCCAUCAGGAGGAGCAGACCGCAGAGGACCACCUGCAAUUGUUGGAACGUGAGCUCGGCAACAAGAGGAAAGAAUGUGAAGUUCUGGAACAUGAAGUGAAGAAGAGACGGAAGCAAUGUCUCGAUUUGGAGAGCCAGCUAGAGGACGAGCGCUGCGGGAAUGAGAGUUUAGUAGAGGAGGCAGAACUCCUCAGGAGGAAAGCUCACCUGCUUGAGCAGUCUCGGGCUGAAAAUGAGGAGCUAAAGGAAGAGCUCUGUGUGUUGAGCGCUCAGCAUCGUUCUGUUCUAGAGGAGAACCAGCGACUGCGUGCAAAGCUGGAGAACCUAGAGCAGGUCCUGAAGCACAUGCGAGAGGUCGCCGAGCGCAGACAGCAGCUGGAACUGGAACACGAGCAGGCACUGGCUAUCCUCAAGUUCAAACAGGAUGAAAUCAAGAGGCUACAGCGGGCUCAGUUAUUUGCUAAGCGAGAACAUGAAGGCGUCGUGCAAAUGCUGGAGGAUCUGGUGCAGCUUGUAUUGCACAGAGAGCUGACAAAAGUUCGGGAGCUGGAGGACAAAUGUCGCAGUCAGAGCGAACAGUUUGGACUUCUGUCACAGGAACUGGAUAAGUUCAGAGUUCAGGCUUCAAAGAUCGACCUGUCAGGACCAGGCCUGCUGUCCAGCUCCAGUCUGGACCAGCUCACCAAUGGCAUGGGCUUUCCUGGUGACACAGACACUAAAGCAUCAUGGGAAGACAUCACAUUCUGGAGUUUGGAGGGUAAUGAAGCCCUCUGUGAUGCUACUGAGCCUGACGUUGCUGCCGUCCUGCGUUCGAGUUCGACUCCGCAUGCAGCAGAGCUGUCGCGGCCCGAGCGCUCGCCGACCGUCAGGCACAGAGAGCUUCCGUCCAUCAGCGGGAAAUCUGCCUCCACAUCCAGCCCCACGCCGCCCAAAUCUGACUCCACCCACCUCUCGCCAAAAUCUGCCGGCUCUCACCCUGCCAGUCCAAGAAAGACCAGCCCUACACAUGAGGUGGACACUGCUAGUGAGGUUGAGGAUCUGGAUGUUGACGUUUCUCCAGCGCUGUAUUCGGUCAGUAGAGGAGCGGCUAAACUCCAGGUCUUCAUCGCACGUUACAGCUAUAAUCCUUAUGAGGGUCCUAAUGAUAACCCUGAGGUGGAGCUGCCCCUCACAGCAGGAGAAUACAUUUAUGUGUAUGGAGAUAUGGACGAUGACGGCUUUUAUGAAGGCGAACUGAUGGACGGACGGAGAGGUCUCGUUCCCUCCAACUUUGUGGAGCGUGUGUCCGACGACGACUUCAUGAGCGGCCACCCACACCAGGCAGGCGAUACAUCCCAUAAUUCCUUCCAGGAGAGCAGCUUCCACAGUGGCAGCGAGCGGCUACACCAACAUCACUUACGAUUCGCUCACAGCGUCUCGGAGAGGACGGAGACCUCCACGACAGCUUCUGCCCCUGGUGACAAUGCCAAAGCGAACCCCUCAGCCCCCUCGCCGGUGGCCCCGCUUACCAACGGCUUGGACCUAGAUCUAGAGGAAGUGGGGGUGGACAGCGUGCCUUACCCCCGCAGACUAACGCUCAUCAAGCAGCUGGCCAAGAGCGUCAUCAUCGGCUGGGAGGUUCCGGUAAUACCGGCCAGCUGGGGUUCUGACUUCAGCUAUAACGUCUAUGUGGAUCGUGAGUUGCGACUCAACGUGCCGUUCGGUACCCAAACGAAGGCCGUCCUGGAGAGGCUUGACUUGACGCAGAAGUCGCAUCGGAUAGCGGUGCAGAGCGUAACGGGGCACGGGAAUUCAGAUCAGCUGCGCUGUAGUAUGAUCGUCGGACGGGACGUCUGCGUGGCACCGACGCAUCUGCAUGUCGAGCGCGUAACCGCUACCUCGGCCAGUCUGACCUGGCUGCCUAGCAACAGUAACUACGUGCAUAUUGUGUCGUUGAAUGACGAAGAGUGCGAGUUGGUCAAAGCGGGAUGUUAUUCACUGUUCCUCAGUAACCUCACGCCCAGCCUGCAUUACAGCGUUAAAGUGGAGGCCCGGCCGCACCGCACAGCCUGGGAACUGCCGCCGGAAUGCAGAGAACGCAAAACCGCACUGACCUCUUUCACCACCCUGACCGCAGGUCCUCCUGAUGCUCCUCUGGAUGUGCAGCUGGAAUGCGGUCCGUCUCCGGGAAUCGCUCAGAUCAGCUGGCUGCCCGUCACCAUAGACGCUGCCGGGACGUCCAACGGUGUCAGAGUCACUGGCUACACCAUCUACGCAGACAAGAACAAGGUGUUAGAGGUGUCGUCACCCACAGCAGGCAGUGCUCUGAUUGGUCCAUCACAGAUCCAGACGUUACAGGCGGCCCAUGAGCUCACCGUACGAACCAUGUCGGCGUUUGGUGAAUCUGCGGAUUCAUUGUCCGUGAAUGUGCCAGUCAAACUGCCUGCUAUCAUGUCCGGUACCUCACUGCCUCAGUGCCAGUCUGUGCCAGCGGACGCCAGUCUCCUCAACACCGGUGCCAACCCAGAGCCUGCUGUGUGUGCCACGUUAUCUGGUGCCAAAAUGCCCAUGCUGCCGCACGCUGCCACACUGGACGAACACUCCGCCGGUCCUGUCAGGGGAGCCUACGUCAACACGCCUAAAGCAGUCGCCUGUGAGAUGCCUCAGCACACUGCUUCCUGUGUUGAAGCCUGGGCCAACCCAGCAUCUGUUGCCAUGGCAGCACAGGCGACUCCAUCACCAUCUGCCUCUCAUAAGAACUCAACUGUGAGCGUGCCUGUGCCCGUCGUCGCACCUGCAUCCAUGGCGGCUCCCCUGACCCUGCCAGCACCUGUGCCCGCAUCAGCCGCUUCUGCCCUGCCUAUGCCCAUCGCUGUACCGACACCUGUGGCCGUGCCAGCGCCCGCAUCAGCACCCCCGCAGAGCAGUGCACCCCCCGCUGUGCUGAACCCAAUCAGAGAGACCGACAGCCCGGGUGCCCAACGUCCUGUUGCCUCCCUCUCCGACUUCCUGGAGGACCCCCGUGCCAAACUUCACACUCCGCCGGCCAGUUCUGCCGCUCCCAAAGUCAACAUCCCAGGAAAGGACCCUCUGGACAUCCCGGAUACACACCCGCUGAGACCUCCCAAUGCAUCGCCCUUCGAGUCGGAGACAGAGGAGGAGCGAGAGGGCAGCAGGCUGGUGUCCAUUGAGGAGUUCCUGCGGCCUGUACCUCAACCUCGAAUUAAGGUGUAUGCCGGAGGUCUCCUGGACCCUCCCCCAGACUACCAAGGAGAAAGCAGUCGAUCUGAUCUGUCCGACAUACUGGAGGAGGAGGAAGAAGAUCUGUACUCUGAGCCCCUCACAGACACGGCUCCUACAGGCAGAUCGGAAUUUUGGGAACCGGACAGUGAUGAAGAGAUCCUGGAGAGGAUUAUAAAGCUCCCCCCUCAGGCCUACCGCAACAAGCAGCUCUUCAGCAUCCCAGAGGUCACAGAAGAGGAAGACAGCACAGAGUCUGAACCCCACACCAGAUCGUCCCCAAAACGGACCGCCUCGGGCGACCCGCGGCACCGUGAGGGUCGCCGUCAUUACCCCAACCGUGCCAGUCAAGGACGCAAAUCUGAAUCGGCUGUGGUGAGAUACGGAGGCAGAGAACUGGUCCGGGUCAGACCUAGAGUCCGCUACGCCGACACGGUAGACACCGCCAACUGUCUGGACGAGGAAGAUGUGGAGUUGGACACCGGCGGAGGUCUGUACUCCGCUCCCCGUGCGAUGCACAAAGGACAUGGCGAUAGACUCAGAAGAGAGGCUCUGCUAUGCAGCAGAAUGACCUGUGACCUGGCGUGCUCGGAAACAAGGCAGGGACCGUAUUUAUUAAGCAAGACCGUGCACAGCGUGAAGACGCCCACCGGACCGUCGGGGGAGAUCGAUGUGGAGUAUGGAACGGAUACAGAUGAUCCUGGAGAGGGGGUGUCAGAGCAGAUGACCUCGGAGUGGUGGGUGGAGGGCGGUAGACAUUACUGUCGCCACCUGCCCGUGACGUGCAGACCGCAGGCAGAGCUCGCCCCGGGCGACCGCUCAUGGGAGGCUGGAGGUAGAGAAGCAUCUCUGACAGGUGCAGUGUGGUGCGGUCCAUGUGAUGUUACUCCUAAAUCAACACGCUCUAAAACUAGACUGGCCAGAGGUGAG